This is a messenger RNA of Acomys russatus (golden spiny mouse), 15421 nucleotides long. It is a transcript of the gene Hydin, whose product is annotated as HYDIN axonemal central pair apparatus protein. The transcript has 85 exons. The record is from RefSeq and is a predicted model, not a curated record. Bases 22 to 15363 code for a protein of 5113 amino acids. Gene Ontology annotation, biological process: axonemal central apparatus assembly; cilium movement. Lineage: Eukaryota; Metazoa; Chordata; Mammalia; Rodentia; Muridae. Gene Ontology annotation, cellular component: axoneme.
GAACAAAGAAAAUAUGUGAAAAUGACAAGUAAAAGCCUCGAGGAGUCCAUGGAGGCCGUGCAGAGGGGGCUGGUGAAAGUGAUCACAGGAUCGCAGAGCAAAGUCCUGCCACCCAUGAGUCCAAAGGUGGUCACAGAGGAAAAAAGGAUCCAGAUGCUGUCACCCUCAGAGUUCCUGAAGGAGAUGUCCCUCACCACGGAACAGAAAUUGGCAAGCACACGAAUUAUAUGCCGGCCACAGAUCAUCGAACUUUUAGAUAUGGGAGAAACGACACAUCAGAAGUAUUCCGGAGUUGACUUGGAUCAGGCCUUGUUCCAGCCUUUCCCGUCAGAGAUCAUAUUCCAGAACUAUGCUCCCUGUGAGGUCUAUGAGGUGCCCUUGGUCUUGAGGAACAACGACAAAAUCCCAAGGAUGGUAAAAGUUGUGGAAGAGAGUUCACCUUACUUUAAAAUCAUCAGCCCCAAAGACAUCGGCCACAAGGUGGCGCCAGGGGUGCCAUCCAUCUUCCGCAUCCUGUUCACCCCGGAGGAGAACAAGGACUACGCCCACAUGUUGACCUGUAUCACUGAAAGGGAGAAGUUUAUUGUGCCCGUCAAAGCCAGAGGGGCUCGAGCCAUCCUGGACUUCCCUGAUGAGCUGAAUUUUUCCACUUGCCCUGUGAAAUACAGCACCCAGAAGAUUCUGCUGGUCCGAAACAUUGGCAACAAAGACUCCGUGUUCCGCCUCAAAACUCAAAGGCCUUUCUCGAUAGAGCCAACGGAUGGGAUUCUUAAUGUGGGGGAGUCCAUGCAGCUGGAAGUUGACUUUGAGCCACAGAGUGUGGGCAAUCACAAGGAAAAACUCAUCGUGACUUACGAUACCGGUGAGAUGGUAUUCGUGUGUCUCUACGGAGCUGCCAUAGAUGUGAACAUAAGACUGGACAAGAACUCAUUGACCCUGGAGAAAACCUACAUCUCUCUGUCCAAUCAGCGGACCAUAACCAUUCACAAUCGCACUAAUAUCAUCGCCCAUUUCCAGUGGAAGAUAUUUGCUACCCAAGAAGAGGAGGACAAAGAAAAAUACAGGGCCUGUGAUGAUCUGAAUAAGGAGGAAAAGAAUCAAACCACGGAGUUCCUUGAGGAUUGCCUCUUGGAUGCGUCACUCCGAGAACGCCUUUCCAUCAUCUCCCGCACCUUUGAGAACCAGAGGAAGCUGGUCCAAGGAAACAGGAUGCUCUUUCUGGAUCACAUUUUCACGCUUGAGCCCCUGGAAGGCGAUGUCUGGCCCAACUCAUCAACUGAAAUUACUGUGUACUUUAACCCCCUAGAGGCCAAGCUCUACCUGCAGACGGUUUACUGUGACAUUUCAGGCCGAGAGGUCCGCCUGCCCCUUCGAAUCAGAGGAGAAGGAAUGGGGCCCAAGAUCCACUUCAACUUCGAAUUACUGGACAUUGGCAAAGUCUUCGUUGGAUCUGCCCACUGCUAUGAGGCGAUCCUGUCCAACAAAGGCAGCAUCGACGCCCUCUUCAACGUGAUCCCCCCAACUUCAGCCUUGGGCGCCUGCUUUGUUUUCAGCCCUAAAGAAGGCAUCAUUGAGCCGAGCGGGGUCCAAGCUGUCCAGAUCCUUUUCAGAUCUACCAUCCUGGGGCACUUCGAAGAAGACUUCCUGGUCGAUGUUAACGGGUCCCCGGAGCCCGUGAAACUGACCAUUAGAGGCUGUGUCAUUGGACCUACAUUCCAUUUUAAUGUCCCUGCUCUGCACUUUGGUGAUGUUUCCUAUGGAUUUCCCCAUACUUUGAUGUGUUCCCUCAAUAAUACAUCUUUGGUCUCCAUGACCUUCAACCUGCGUGUCCGUGGAGAUGGCGAAGGCAUGUGUAGCAUCCCAAGCUACUUUCAGGAGUCAGACAGCAAAAAACGGUCAUGGAUCAACACAGAAGUAUCUACAACGAAACCAAAAGAGUUCACCAUCACUCCCAGCAGCGGCACCAUCCGUGCCCAGGGCUUUGCUGCCAUCAAGGUGACCUUGUGUUCCAACACUGUGCAGAAAUAUGAGCUGGCGCUGGUGGUAGAUGUGGAGGGCAUUGGAGAAGAAGUUCUGGCACUCUUGAUCACAGCCAGGUGUGUUGUACCUACCCUCCAACUGGUUACUGCAGAGGUGAACUUUGGACGCUGCUUCCUGAAGCAUCCAUACGAGAAGACCAUCCAGAUUGUCAACCAUGACGACCUUCCUGGAUGCUAUAAAGUCCUGCCUCAGCUGUAUGAAAGUCCACCCCCUGUACUGCUUUCCAGCCCCUCCCCAUGUGGGGUCAUCUCCCCCCACAGCACUGUGAACAUACCACUAGCCUUGGAGACCCAGGUCACUGGUGAACACAGAUCCACGGUUUAUAUUUCUGUCUUUGGGAGCCAAGAAGCACCUCUGGCUUGUCACAUACAGAGCAUUGGAGACGGCCCCGUCAUCUUCAUACGCCCCACUCAAGUUGAUUUUGGCAAUGUCUACGUCCUGAAGGACACUUCGAGAAUUCUCCAGCUAUCUAACCAGUCCUUCAUCCCUGCAUUAUUUCGGGCUCGCAUGGCAAGCAAAAAAUCCCUUUGGACGGUUAAACCCAGCGAAGGUGUAGUUCCUGCAGAAGAUGACAUUCUGCUGACCCUGACUGCCAACCUGGACGACAUAGUGACGUUCAAAGACACGGUCAUCCUGGAGGUUGAGCACAGCAACACCUACCGGAUCCCUAUCCAGGCGACCGGGAUUGGAUCCACCAUUGUCUCAGACAAGCCCUUUGCUCCAGAACUCAACCUGGGAGCACAUUUUAGCCUGGAUACACACUAUUACCGCUUCAAGCUGACUAACAAAGGACGACGGGUCCAGCAACUGUUCUGGAUGAAUGAUGACUUCUGCCCCAAGGAAAAGCAAAGUAAGAGGGAAUCAGUGAAGAAGAGAUCCACUGGUAGCCACCGCCCGUCCCAGGUCUCCCAGGAGCACACAGAUACGGGGAGUCCUGUAUUCCAGCUUCACCCCGUCAGGAUGGAGUUAUACCCGGGGCAGACGAUUGAUGUGAUACUUGAAGGCUAUUCUGCCAUCCCCAGGAAAGUCAAGGAAAAGCUGGUGUGCCAGGCCAUUGUCGGAGCCCAGAAGGGGAAAAGCAUGCUGCUGUCCGUGAACAUCAUCUGUGAGUUUAUAGCACCGCUUAUCCAGUUCUCCACCAAGCAGCUCAUAUAUCGCCUGGAGAAGAAGCCUAACACCAUGCUGGAGCCUGAUUACCAAGCCCUGACUAUAAAGAACGUCGCGACCCUGCCCGUGAGGGUGCUGCUUUCCACAACUGGACCCUUCUUCAUAUGUGAGACUGAUAAGUCCCUGCUGCCUACAACUCCUGAGCCUAUAAAACUGGAGGUUGACGAAGAGAAAAAUCUACUGGUCAAGUUUGACCCCUCCUACAGAAAUGACCUGAACAACUGGGUGGCGGAAGAGGUUCUGUCAGUCAAGUAUGUGGAGCACCCUCAGGUGGACAACCUGAACUUGCGAGGAGAAGUGCACUACCCCAACCUCAGCUUUGAAAGGAUGGUGGUGGAUUUUGGCUGCAUCCUGAACGACACGGAGGUCAUCCGUUACAUCACGAUCACCAACUGCAGCCCCAUGGUGGUGAAAUUCCGCUGGUUCUUCCUGGUGGACAACGAUGAGAAUCAGAUAAGGUUUGUGCCAUCCGUCAAGCCCUACAGUGGCCUCAUUUCCCAAGUGGAGUCCAUCCCAGUGACCUCAGUAACCACCAGCUCGCUAGCAGCCCCGCCGAUGAUAGAGCCUACCGAAAUGGACUUCAGCGACUCCAUCAAGACAAUCCUCAUAGAUGACGAAGCUGGACCUGAGGAAAGAGAACUGAAAAAGCCCACAGCAUCCACCGUGGUCUCAGAAGCAAUCAAAUACAGCUCCGCAGGAACAGAAAGGAGCCAGAGCCAGAUGGAGUACCCAGAAUCCCUGUGGAUCUUCGAACAAGAGGAGAUGCUCUCCAUUGGGAUAGAAGAAGUGUUUGACAUUCUGCCCCUCUACGGAGUCCUGCAGCCAUACAGCAGCCAGCAGAUAUCUUUUACCUUCUACGGCCACUGUGACAUCAUCGCACGGGCCAAAGCUCUGUGUGAGGUGGAAGGAGGGCCCACCUAUGAGAUAGUGCUGAAGGGGGAGGCCUCCCUGGUCAACUACUCCUUUGACACUAAGAACAUUAACUAUGGAUUACAGCUGUUUGACCAUGCCACAGAACGCGAAAUCACACUGAAAAACAUCGGGAAAGUUGGCUUUGAGUUCCAGGUCCUGACGGACUACCAGUCUUCGCCCAGGAACCUUCUCCCUGGAGUACCGCUUAUCCUGCCUCUGUCGGGGUUCAUCCAAUCAAAAAAGGAGCAGGUGUUGAAAGUUUACUACUUGCCUGGGAUACCUGAGGUUUUUCAAAGAAGCUUCCAGAUACAGAUCGCCCAUCUGGUCCCAGAAAAUAUCACUCUGUACGGAGAGGGCAUCUUUCCACGGAUCAGCCUUGACCUGCACAGGAACCUCCGAGGCAAUGACAAGUAUGAACGCUUCUUGGAGCAAGCAAAGAAAAACAUGGAAAAAGAGUACAAUAAAUAUGAGACUAUCAAUCACUAUGAGGUGAUAACUGAGGAGAUCACUGAAGAGGAGACCACAGAGAUCAGUGCCCAUCUCCAGAUGGAAGUAGAACGACUUAUAGUCCAAGACUACGCCCUGGGACACCAGACGGCCAUCUCCUCCAACACCUCAGAGGACUACUACUUCAGCCAUCGGAGUCGCCGCAAACUAGCCAAAAUCCAGCUCCCAGAGUACAUCCUGGACUUUGGCUACAUUGUGCUUGGUGACAUCCGUACCCACAUCAUCAAGAUCACCAACACCAGUCACUUCCCAGUGUCCUUCCAUGCAGAAAAGCAAGUCCUCCACGAUACAGGUUUCAGUACUGAACUAGACCGUGUAAAGAAUCUACCUUACUGUGAGACAGAAAUAUUUGAAGUGAGAUGCGACCCGCAAGGGGCCAACCUUCCCAUGGGCACCACAGAAGUCGUUCUGCCCAUCAAGGUCUUUGGAGGGCCAACCAUUAACCUCCUGCUCCAAGCCACAGUGACUAUUCCAAGUAUGACUCUGUCCUGCAGCAAAGUAGAAUUUGCUACAAUUCAGUGUGGGCAGUGCAUGGUGGAGACCAUCCAGCUUUCCAACCAUCUCCAAGUCCCCUGCGAAUGGUUUGUCCACACCCCACAGCCCACUAACAAGAUGAAUAAGCACAUACCAAAGUAUCUAAGACGGAAACUACGGGCUGAGAUGAUCCCAAAGUCUCGGAUCUUUGAGAUCCAACCCACCUCUGGAGUCUUGGAUCCUGGUGAGAGGGCCAAUGUGCAAGUGAAAUUCAUGCCUAAAGAAGAGAAAUUCUACAGCCAGUCCCUGACGUUCCAGAUCGGCCAGAGCACUCAGAAGCUCGUGCUUGUAGCGCAGGGUCAAGGGCUGGAGCCACGCCUGGAAUUCAGCCCUUCCGUUCUGGAGCUGGGGCCCCUCCUGCCUUAUGCCUCAGGAGAUGAGGCUGAGGUGAUUGUGAGGAACCCCUGCAACUUCCCCAUUGAGUUUUACUCCCUGGAAUUCGACCAACAGUAUAUUUUAGAAGAGAAGAUGUUGCGACAACUGAAGGGCUAUGACUCCUACAACACCCUGCUGCUGCCCCCGCGGAACCCAGGGGAGAAGCUUCCCCAGGAAGUCUACGAUUAUUUUAAGGAGAUGAAGAAAUCAAAAGAAGAGCAGAUGAAGGCGAAGUGCCUAGACAGUGUGACACAGGAGAACGAAGAGGAAGACAUGACCACAUCAGACCAAGGAACCUCUGCCAGCACCAAGAGGACAUCACUUAGCCGAGGGAUCUCCGUCACAUCCAACCUGGAAGAGCGGCACACUAUGGCUGAAGCCAAAAGCUACCCAGAUGAGGACGAGGAUGAAGAAAGUCUGGACAAAACUAACUUUGAACUUUCAGCUGACAAGAUCCAGAGCAUAGACAGCCACUCCGGAGAGGAGGUUGGAGAGGUGGAGAGCAACCCAGUGAGCAAGGCGAUCGCACGCCACUUGGGCAUCGACAUCUCGGCGGAAGGCCGCCUGGCCAAGAACCGGAAGGGCAUCGCCAUUAUCAUUCAUGGGACACCCUUGUCAGGAAAGACAGCCAAUGCCAUCAGCAUGGCCAAGUACUACAAUGCAGCCUGUCUGAACAUUGACUCCGUUGUCCUAGAAGCCAUGUCAGACAGCAACAACAUUUCAGGGAUUCGGGCCCGAGAGCUGUGCAUCAGAGCUGCUAUAGAGCAGUCCAUGAGGGAAGCGGAGGAGUCAGCUCAGGAGUCUUCAAUGACCCAAAAUAUUGGGGCACCAGCACGACUAAGCGCUGAGAACUUGGGCAAAUUUAACUCAGAACUCACUCUAGUGACCCAGGAAUCGAAACCUUCGAAGAGUGUGCGUGGGAGCGUGAUGCUCACCAAAGGCAAGGCGGAAAGCCACUGGUCUGGGUCUCAGAAGCAGCAGCAUCAGCACCAAUCAGAAACACCUCAGAUUCCCUCUAGCCCUCUCCUCAUGGGGCCCACCCAGCGGCGGCUCAGUGUCAGCGCCAGCAUCGGAGGUGAGACGGGACUGAUGAGCUGCGUGCUCCCGGAUGACCUUCUCGUUCAGAUCCUGGCUGAGCGGAUACAGCUCAGUGACUGUUUCAGAGGUGUGGUGUUCGACAGCCUGGACACGCUCUUUGCACGGAAUGCACCCUCUGCCCUCCUCUGCCUGCUAAAGGCCAUUGGCAGCCGGGAGUACAUAUAUGUCCUCAACAUGGCUCAGGAUUAUAUGGUCAUGAAAGCCCAGGAGAAGGCCAAAAAGGAGCUAGAAGAGCGCAAACACAGGGAAGCCAUGGCAAAGGAGAAGGAGCGUCUCCAAACAUUAGAUGAGGAAGAAUAUGAUGCCCUAACACCAGAAGAGAAAAUUGCAUUUGACCGUGAGGUUCGGCAGGCACUCCGGGAGAGAAAGAAGAGGGAGCUGGAAAGGCUGGCCAGGGAGAUGCAGGAGAAGAAGCUGCAGCAGGAACUGGAGAGGCAGAAGGAAGAGGACGAGCUGAAACGGAAGGUCAAAAAGCCCAAACAGGGCCCUGCGAAGGAGGAGCCGCCCCUUAAAAAGCCACAAGUAGCCACAAACAAACAGAUUCUCGCAGCUGCCAAGUUAGAAAUGAAAAUAGAAUCAAUAGAAAGGAAGAUUUCGGUCAGAGAACACUCAACAUUUGAAGAGUCCACCAAGAAAAAGAAAGCCCCAAAUGACUACGCGUUUGGAUUUCCUAUUCCCCAGGAACAAGAAGACAGUGAAGGGGACUUCCUAAAGGAUGCUGACAGGAUACUGGCACAAAGGUUUAAAGUCUACGAGUUGUGUCUCAAGGAUAUCCAAAACAUCCUCAUGUACUGGGACCGCAAGCAAGGGGUCCAGCUGCCUCACGCAGGCAUGGAGGAGCUGACCCACGAUGCCGAUGACCAGCGCCAGGCUCCGUCCGGUGGCGGCGGUGGGCGUAGGGGCCGCAAGGACCGGGAGAGGGAACGCUUGGAGAAGGAGAGGGCAGAGAAGGAGCGCCUGGAACGGGAGAAGGCUGAGAGGGAACGCCUGGAGAAGCUGCGGGCCCUGGAGGAGCGGAGCGACGGGGAAGGGGAAGGAGAGGAGGAGCACGAGGGGAAGAAGGAUUUUGGGGUGCCCUUUAUCAACAUCCAGACUCCAGACUUUGAAGGCAUAAGCUGGAAGCAUGCCCUGGAGAGCGACAAGCUGCCCAAGGGAGAUCAGAUCCUGGACAUCCUAGGCCUGGGGUCGUCUGGACCACCCAUCCCAUCUCCUGCCUUGUUCUCCAUCAUCUCUUACCCAGUGAAGAGGCAGUCUUUGGUCGCCACUGAGAUCCUGAAGCACUUUGUGUUUGUGAUUCCACCAAAUGAUGAACUCUCUCUGUUGGACGAGAAAAAAGAAUUAGAAGGAGACUCAGAUCUCUUCCUCAACUCCAUGGUAGCCAGGGUCCAAGAGGAACAGGCCUCUCCAUCUAAGGGGAGCAAGCAGAAAACGAAAGAAAAAUCCGAACAAGCUCGUGAGACUCAGAAGGAGAAACGGCGCUCAAACUUCAGCAGGAAAGGCCUCUCUGGGGGACCGUCAGGGACCACUGCUCCCAUGUCUGACAUAGACCAGAGCUUUGAAGGGGAACACUCCCAAGAGAAGUUCACCAGGCUGAAUCACUUCCGGUGGAUUGUGCCUCCCAAUGGAGAGGUGACCUUGAGAGUGCACUUCUCCUCCACUGAACUUGGCAACUUUGACCAAACGUUUAAUUUCGAGCUCCUUGGGACACGCCGCCAGUACCAGCUCUACUGCCGUGGAGUCUGCACCUACCCAUAUAUCUGCAAAGACCCGAAAGUGGUGUUCCCUCAGAGGAAGAAAGAAAUGAAGCUAACUGAAGUCGUCUUUAAGAAGUAUGUGAUGAGCCUGGAGAGAUUUUACUUUGGGCCACUGCUUUGUGGAAAGCCAAGAGACAAGUACAAGUCAUCCUUGUUCCCUGGCAACAUGGAGACGCUGACAAUAAUGAACGACUCUCCAAUGGUGGUAGAGGCAUACUUCUGUUUUCAGAAUGAUGUGAAAGCAAACACCUACUUCCUAGAGCCCAACAACAUGACUCUGAAACCAAACGAAAAGCAGAUACUAAAUGUAUGGGCCUACCCUACUGCAACUGGCGUCUUUGAAGACAGCAUUGUCUGCUGCAUCAAGGAGAACCCAGAGCCAGCCAUCUUUAAGUUACACUGCCAAGGAAUUCGCCCAGAAAUUGAUGUGGAGCCCAGGCAAAUACAUUUUGACCGACUUUUGCUUCAUAGAAGAGAAUCCAAGACGGUAAUUUUCCGCAAUAUCACACCACUCUCUGUGGCCUGGCGGAUCACCAGCCUGGAGCACCUAGGCGAAGACUUCACCGUGUCCUUGAUGCAGGGCAUCAUCCCACCCAAGGGAGAGUUUGCAAUACAGGUGUACUUCCAUCCCACCAAACCUACCAACAUCAAGAAGGCCAUUCGGGUUGAGGUCUUAGAUGCAGAUAAUCUUGUUGGUGUUGUUCAGAUCGAAAACAUCUUGGUCUUUGCAGAAUCAUAUGACAUUGCUUUGGACAUCACCUUCCCCAAAGGAGCUGAAGGAGGGCUGGACUUUGGGACCAUGAAGGUCAUGGAGGAGGUAAAGCAGCCCCUUCAACUGAAGAACCGUGGGAAGUAUGAGAUCGUGUUCAGCUUCUCUGUGGACUCCUUAGGGAUUUUUCCAACAAAUUUAAAUUCCAUGAUCUCAGUCAUACCCAAAAGGGGGUCACUGAUCCCAACAGAUAAGCCCACAAGUGUCCAGGUAUACUUCCGAGCAAGAAAGGAAGUGAAGAUUGAGUACCAUCCCGUUCUGCGAUGCCAGAUUAUUGAUCCCAGUCUCAUAGAAAGUGAAAUCAUUGCCAGCAUCCCAAUCAAAUUUUCUGUGAACGCUGUGUACUCCAAAUUCACCAUCAGCCCCUCCUCCAUCAUCAAUUUCGGGGCAUUGAUCUACGGUACCAGGAAGAGCACCACCUUGACCAUAGAAAACCAAGGCAUAACCGACUUCAGAUAUGCCCUCUACAGGCUGACAGGGGAGAGUCAAAUUCAUCAAAAGAAGAUGGCCGGCCACAUAAGGCACACAAGAACCCGAGACAGUGAGAGCCUCUUCAAGCCCGCGGCUACCAAAACGGCCAAGUUCUCAGACACAGUCCAGAAAGACGUGAACAUAGCAAACCAGGCCCGCUUCUCCCAUGGCAUGUUCACCGUAUACCCAGGAUUUGGCUCUGUCCCUUCCGGAGGACAGCAAGUUGUCACCGUUGAGUGUGUGGCCGACCCUGUGGGACGGUGUGAAGAGUUUUUGGCCAUCGAUAUCUCUGACCGAGACCCUAGAGAAAAUCCUGGUGGCAUUCCUUACACUCUGCUUGCUGAAGCGUGUCUGCCAGCUUUUGUGACCGACAACAGUGUCUUGAUAUUUGAGGAACACCAGAUCUGUACCAGCCCUAACCUGUACCACAUCCAACAGACCAUACAGAGUGGGGGGCUAUACGUGGAGGAUGAAAAUAAGUUCAUCUUCUGCAAUGUCCUGGUGGGUCAUCAGGCCAAGGCUCGGUUCAAGAUCAGCAACGUGGGAAAGAUCGCCUGUGACAUCAACAUUGUCGUCAAGCCCCUCUCCAGCAAGACGACCGCCCGCAUCAUGGACAUCUUUGAUGUGGAACCCAACAAGAUGUGUAUUGGGAGCCGCUCACAUGCCUUUGCCACAGUGCUGUUUACACCACAGGCCAUGCAGACCUACCAGUGCAUCUUUGAGGCUACUCUGGAAGGCUUGCCCAGCAACCUGACCAGGAACCGAGGUCUUAUGUUUGAUAUUAUUGGUGAGGGGACCCUCCCUCGAGUGACUGUCAUUCGACCAACUCUGUAUAACCAACAUGGAAACCCCUUGCUCCUGUUUAAGAGACUUCUCCUUGGCCAUUCAGAGAAACUGCCUCUCAUCCUUAAGAACAAUGGUACCAUCCCUGCCCAGCUGCAUGUGGACCUGCGGGACCAGCUAGGAGUCUUCUCUCUGAAAGGGAGACCCACCACCUCCUACAUCUACAUCAUUGAAGAAAACAAACCAAAUGAAAAAGUCAAAAAAGCCCACACAGCCUCCCUGGUUGUCUCUCCUGGAGACACAGCUGAAUUCGAUGUGUGUUUCCACUCCAAUAAGAUUGGGAGAAUGACAGGCACCAUCCACUUGUCAGUGAUCAACAACCAAUAUGAGGAGACCAUGAUCCACCUGGUGGGAGAAAGCUACGAGGAUGACAUUACCUUGGACAACAUCCAUGGGCUGACAGGUUCCACCAGCCAGGAUAGCUCCGAUAUGUCUGAGGUCAUAGAGAUCGCGGAGGAAACUUCCAUGGAGGAUUUGGUGGCAGCGGCCCUAUUGGAUCACAUCCAGUUUGGGCACUGCCACAUUGGAAGCAACUACAACGUGAGCUUCACCAUCAGCAACCACAGCCAAGUGAAUGUGAUCCGGUUCGAGUGGCCCACGUUAUCUUCACUGACCUUCUCCCCACAGAUAGGGCAUCUCCACCCUGGCUGUUCCAAGGACGUGGUGGUGACCCUGAAAUCAGACGUCCCUAUCAGCCUGAAGAAGAUGUCUGUCAAGGGCAAGCUCUCUAAGAUCGCGUUUCAGCUCCCUGCAGACCAGGUCCAUGACUGGGACGACCGCAUGCGCACAGUCAAGUGGGUGGAUGCUUCCCGAAGCACACCCGGGGCCUUGACAACCAAAAAAAAGGUGAUAGAGACAGACCCUGAGCCAGCCCACUCGAUAGUAGAAGAAAAUUACCGAGAGCUGCGGAUCCAGAUCAGUGCCAAUGUGGAUUUUGCUUCAUAUCAGUGCCAAACUAGUGACGUGUUCUUUAAGGAAACGCUGGUUUAUCAGACCCGAGUGUUUGAGUUUGACCUUGUCAACACAGGACAGGUGCUGUUAGAAUACAGCUGGGCCUCGGAUGAACCCUCCAAGGCAGUCACGUUUUUCAUGCCAGAAAGUCACGGUUCCAGUCAAAAAGAUCAGCUAAGUCAGGGCACAGGCAGCACCCUGGACAGCGCCCUGGACCACUGGACCGAAGGCUGUCCCUCCCCCUUCUCAGUGGAGCCCUCCUCCGGCGUAGUGCCUGUAGGGAAGUCGCAGAAGCUCAAAGUGAAGUUCUCCCCGAUGGACACUGGCGAGUUCGAGACCACCCUGUACUGCCAGAUUCCCAACCUGCCAUCUGGAGAGCAAGGCCCCAUUCUGCUAACUAAAGGGCGAAGCGUCCUGCCAUUCUGCCAUUUUGAACUGAAGGAAUCAGACUACAUCAGUGGCCAUCGGCGCAACCCAGAGCUCCGAGGACCAGGCACUGGACCUCUCGAUCCAAACACCCAAGUGAUCGAGUUCACCAGUGUGGGUAUAGGAGGAAAAGAUUUCCGGACCUUUACAAUUCUGAACCCGACCAACAGCACCUACUCUUUCUGCUGGACCUCUGAAGAGACAGAAAGUCUCCAGCACCCUCCAGCCUUUGUGUGUCUUACAGAAAAGGGUGUUAUCCACCCUGAGAAGAAAGCUGAGAUCACGUUCCAGUUCCUGCCUGUUCACCUGGACAUCACAGAGGCAUUCUGGACUUUCUCUAUCCCAGAGCACGAUAUCUCAGUCCCCUUCCUGCUGGUGGGCAAGAGCACGGACCCCCUCAUCUCUCUUGACAAGUCACACCUCAACUUCAGCUCUCUACUCAUCGGUAGAGAAGCCCGAGAAACGGUGAAGAUCAUCAAUGACGAGGAGCAAGGGUUCGAUUUUGCCUUCCAGGAGAACUCCCGCUAUUCUGAAGGAUUCAAGAACAGCCUGACUGUAUGUCCCAUGAAAGGCUGGAUUCCACCACUGUCCAGGUUACCAGUUGAUAUUUUCUUCACACCAAAGCAAGAAGGAGAUGUGAACUUCAAUUUGGUCUGUAACGUAAAGAGGAAAGCCCACCCUCUGACACUCAAUGUCAAAGCCGAGGGCUACACUAUGAAUGCUGAGGUCAAGUGCAAAGACAGGACAGGCUCCACCACCCUCUUGGUGUCCAACCAGGUCAACACCAUCAACUUCUAUGAGGUAGAGUUAAAUGAAUGCGUUCAGUGUGAAUUCAACUUCAUCAACACUGGCAAGUUCAACUUCAGCUACCAGGCAGAGCUCUCUGGGCCCAAAUCCCUGCUGCAGUACUUGGACUUCACGCCCACUGACAAUAGUGUAGAUGUGGGUCAAUCCGAGCCGGCCAGCCUGUCUUUCCAACCUUAUGAGAAGUGUGUCUUGAAGGGCCUGGAACUCAAAAUCAAGAUCAGCCAUGGCCCAAUAUUCAUAUGCAGCAUCAUAGGCUGUGCUGUGAGCCCAGCUGUCCAGUUUUCCUUCACCAGCUACAACUUUGGGACUUGCUUCAUCUACCAAGCUGGGAUGCCCCCGUACAAACAAACCCUUGUUGUCACCAACAGAGAAGAAACAUCUAUGAGCAUAGACUGUUUAUAUACCAACACAUCACACCUCGAGGUGAACUUCAGUGUGGACGUGAUAAAGUCAGGGAAGACACUGGAGAUCCCAAUCACCUUUUACCCUCGGGAAGCCAUCAACUACCGAGAAGUCAUCCCUUUUGAAAUCAAUGGGCUCUCUCAACAGACAGUGGAGAUCAAAGGGAAAGGCACAGAAAUGAAGAUUCUAGUUCAAGACCCAGCCAAUAGGAUCGUGAAGCUAGGAGCUGUCCUGCCAGGACAGGUUGUAAAGAAAACAGUUUCCAUCAUAAAUAACAGCCUUGCCCAGCUGACCUUUAACCAGUCAGUCAUGUUCUCCAUUCCAGAACUCCAGGAAGACAAGGUCAUCACCUUGGAGCCCUUCCACAAUAUCACCCUAAAGCCUAAAGAAGUCUGCAAGCUGGAAAUCACCUUUGCCCCCAAGAAGCGCAUCCCUCCUUUCUCUGAGGAAGUGUUCAUGGAAUGGAUGGGGCUCCUGCGUCCCCUCUUCCUCCUUAGUGGCUGCUGUCAGGCCCUGGAGAUUUCCCUGGACCAGGAGCAUAUUCCCUUUGGUCCCGUUGUGCACCAGACGCAAGCCACACGGCGCAUCCUCAUGAUGAACACAGGCGAUGUGGGUGCAAGGUUUAAAUGGGACGCCAGGAGAUUCAUGCCCCACUUCUCCAUUAUCCCUGAAGAAGGCUACAUCACCUCAGGCAUGGAGGUUGCCUUAGAAGUAACCUACCAUCCCACUGAGGUGGGCAAGGAGAGUCUCUGUAAAAACAUCCUCUGUUUCAUCCAAGGAGGAAGCCCUCUGUCCCUUACCCUGUCUGGAAUCUGCGUGGGACUACCUGCAGUGAAAGAGGUGGUGAAUUUCAACUGCCAAGUGCGCUCCAGGCACACACAGAUCAUCCUGCUCUCAAAUCGUACCAACCAGACCUGGAAUCUGCACCCCAUCUUUGAUGGCGAACACUGGGAGGGACCCGAGUUCAUCACCCUGGAGGCCCAUCAGCAAAACAAGCCCUAUGAGAUCACCUACAGGCCCCGCACUAUGAAUCUGGAGAACCGUAAGCACCAGGGCACUCUCUUUUUCCCCCUCCCGGAUGGGACCGCCUGGCUGUAUGCCCUGCACGGGACUGCCGAGCUCCCCAAAGCUGUUGCCAAUAUCUACCGUGAGGUUCCAUGUAAGACUCCCUAUGUUGAGCUCCUGCCAAUCAGCAACUGGCUGAACAAGCCCCAGAGAUUCCGCGUCAUUGUGGAAAUACUGAAACCGGAGAAGCCAGACCUCAGCGUCACUCUGAAGGGCCUUGAUUACAUUGAUGUUCUGUCUGGCUCCAAGAAAGACUACAAGCUGAAUUUCUAUUCCUACAAGGAGGGGCUCUACACUGCAAAGGUGAUCUUCCGGAACGAGGUGACCAAUGAGUUCCUGUACUACACUGUGAGCUUCAGGGUCAUCUCUUCUGGCAUUAUAAAAACCAUCCAGAUGACGAGCUCAGUCCGCCAGAGUGUGUCAGCCUCCAUCAAGUUGGAGAACCCGCUGCCCUACUCGGUGACCUUCUCUACAGAGUGCAAGUUAACUGACAUCAGCCUGCCUUCCCAGUUUGCUGUGCCUGCAAACUCUGAGGGAACAUUCUCGUUUGAAUUCCAGCCCCUGAAAGCCGGAGAAACCGUCGGGAGAUUGACCAUCCACAACAGUGAUUUGGGUUACUACCAGUACGAGCUCAUUCUGAAGGCCUUGCCCGCACCUCCUGAGAAAACUGUCCACUUCCAGACUGUUCUUGGCAGCAACCAAAGCAUCUUAGCAAAGUUCACCAAUUAUACUCGGCAGAAGACAGAGUACUACUGUAAGACGGAUUGUUCUGACUUCCACACGGAAAGAGUCAUUAAUGCAGCCCCAGGAUCCCAGGGUGGUACCGAAGUCAGUGUGGAAGUCAUCUUUGAACCCAGCCACCUGGGUGAGACCAAAGGCAUCCUGAGCCUGAUGUCACUUGUAGGUGGUGAAUAUAUCAUCCCACUCUUUGGAAUGGCUCUGCCCCCCAAGCCCCAAGGCCCCUUCCUCAUAAAAGCCGGAUACAACAUCACCAUCCCCUUCAAGAACGUCUUCUUGCACGCAGCAAACUUCUCCUUCAUUGUGGAGAACCCAGCCUUCACCAUCCGGGCAGCAGAAGCCGUGCGACCCAAGAAGAUAAACAACAUCACCGUCUACUUUGAAGGGAACCCUUCGGGCAGCAAAACCCCUAUCACAACCAAGCUGAUUGUCACCUGCCUUCAGUGUGAAGGCACCGAGUCUGGAAUCAAAUGGGUUUAUUAUCUGAAGGGAAUAACUCCUUAAGUUACAACUGCACCAAGUAACAGCCGCCUUCUCAGCCUAUGAGCCAUGUGUUGUGCUA